AUGGCCCAGUUGGAGCGCAGCGAACUCAGUCUUCUGUCGCCGAACGAUUCGACAUUACUUGACGAAGAAUCUAUAAUUGCCGCCAAGUUGAGCAUGCUUUCUGGAGACCAGGAAAAGAACUCCGAUAAUGCGACGUUACCUUAUCACUGUGAACCAACUGUACUGCAGGAGGCUUGCAAAACGAUGAGUGCUAUUGAGGCGUGCCUCGAGGAUGAUUGGGACAUUGAAUCAGAAGUUGGAGAUCCUGGGUAA
Molecule: messenger RNA, 252 nt
Organism: Protopolystoma xenopodis
Lineage: Eukaryota; Metazoa; Platyhelminthes; Monogenea; Polystomatidea; Polystomatidae
Source: the annotation of a GenBank genome assembly